Cheilinus undulatus (humphead wrasse) is the source of this 2237-nucleotide messenger RNA. RefSeq names its product adenylate kinase 3 (gene ak3). The record is from RefSeq and is a predicted model, not a curated record. Lineage: Eukaryota; Metazoa; Chordata; Actinopteri; Labriformes; Labridae. The transcript has 5 exons. The coding region runs from base 147 to 818 and encodes 223 amino acids. Gene Ontology annotation, molecular function: AMP kinase activity; ATP binding. Gene Ontology annotation, biological process: nucleobase-containing compound metabolic process. Gene Ontology annotation, cellular component: mitochondrion; cytoplasm.
CACUCUUGGCGACGUUGCGCACGUCUUGCAAAAGAGAACCUGCCUUCAUAAAGCUUCGACUGAGCAUCCAGAUAGAGGAGUUACAUGGGAACGAUACGGCUAUUCUCUGCCUUCAAACUCUAGCGAAACUUUAUUUUUUACUAAAAAUGGCUCUUCAUAGGAUUUUUCGAGCUGUUAUUAUGGGACCUCCUGGCUCGGGGAAAGGAACAGUGUCAGGGCGGAUUACCAAAACUUUCGGACUACAGCAUAUUUCAAGUGGGGACAUUUUAAGAGCCAACAUCAACGCCAAAACCGAGCUAGGCCUCCUGAUGAAGUCCUGUAUCGAUCAGGGUCAGCUGGUACCUGAUGAUGUCAUGUCUCGCCUCAUCCUGCGCGACUUGAGAGCGAUAGAUCAGAGCAGCUGGCUGCUCGAUGGUUUCCCUCGUACAGUAACCCAGGCAGAGGCUCUGGAUGAUGCAUGCAGUGUGGACACAGUCAUCAAUCUCAAUGUACCUUUCCAGACAAUCAAACAGCGGCUCACGUCUCGCUGGACUCACCUUCCCAGUGGCAGAGUCUACAACACAGAUUUCAACCCUCCUAAAGUCCCUGGUUUGGAUGAUGUAACGGGGGAGCCUCUGGUCCAGAGGGAUGAUGACACACCAGAGACAGUCACACGCAGACUGAAGGCCUAUGAAACCCAGACAGAGCCAGUCUUAGAGUACUACAGGAGUAAAGGUGUUCUUGAGACCUUUACUGGGACUGAAACCAACAAAAUUUGGCCACAUAUUGAGGCUUUUCUCCACAGAAAAAUCCCCCUGAUUAACCAGAAGGUUGCAUAGAAAAUAUGAAGAGUAAAAAAACACAAGAAGGGUUAAAGUUUACCAGCAAAAACCACUAUAAACUCACUGAUCAAUCAGAUACCACUUCCUGUGGUACAAAGAAAGAGCCAUCUGUGUUAUUGACCUUUCUCUAAGCACCACUCUUUAUCUCCAUGAGCCAGUCACAUUUCUUGCAGCUACAUAAUACACUCAGAUAUCUGGGUCUUAGACCACUGACAAACAUUGAAGUGAUGAUUUUCCUGUGGCUUUAUUGUAAUUUUAAUAGAACAUUUAUACAGUUAUAACUUUGAAAAAAGAUGUUUAAGAUGUACCCUGAGUAAAAAGCAAUUCAACUGUACGCCAUUAACGCUUGCUUAGGCAGUGUGAUGAUUGUCUGAGAGAGAGCUAAGAGGACAGGCCAUAGUGAUAGGUCAACUACAUACUCUUAAUGUUCACAAUUAAGAGCAGGCUCUCUCAUUAUAUGCCAAUAAACACUCACAUUUGUUGUUUAGGACAACUCAGCUGAUGAAGAAUGUGUUGCACUGCUGUUUCCCUCUCAGGAUGUGUGCAUAAAAGUCCUUAAAACUUCAGUUAUUAGAAAUUGAAUAGAUUGUUUUUCAGUCCUUUAUGUUUGUGAAGCAAGGAGUUGUUUUUAAAUCUGAAGUUAAUAUGAGGAUAACUGAUCAAUGUUAUGUUUUUAACAAAUGUUGGAAUUUGAAGAUAGAAGUAUUUUAAUGGGAAUGCUGUCCUUUAAAAGUGCAAACUUAAAGGAGGGAAGUUGUGUGCAUAUUUUACCUUCUACUUUGACUACCAUAAUUGUGGCAUCUUUUCUUAGUUGAGGAACUUGAGUUGUCUUAUGCAGUGGGCUUUUGCCCUAAAGGGAAUUGUGCCAUCUUGCACAUCUUACUGUAAUUUAACACAAAUGUGCCUCAUGUUGCCUUUAAAAAUCUAACAGGCUGCUCGCUGAAUGUAAUCUCUGAAUACUUACGAUUAAAAUAUGUUAAUAUUAUCAUGCAACAACCUCUUUUUAAAACCAUAGCUUUUAAUAAUGUUGCCUUGUUUGUUUCACAAUACAAAAAUUCCACUUUAACCAGGCAUUCCUUAAUAAAAUUAUCCAGUAAUGUAUUUUUAUAAACUGAUUUCAGCUGAGAUUUUUACUAAAGAAUUUAAAUCAGACUUCAUCAUGCUAUCAGAUUGUAGGCCUGUCUCAAUGUUCAUGGUUGAUCUGCGGCUCUGUUUUGUCUUAAGAUUGAUUCAUCAUGUUAAAAGCUAUUCGCCUUGUGCUGUUUUGUACUGUAGAAAUGUAUAAAGUGAAUGUUUCCUGACUUGUGAACUUCUGAGCACUUGAAUACAAUGUUUGAGCACAUCUCCAUUUUAUAGACAACAUACAAGUGCUCUUUGAGUAUUUAUUUUGAAUCACAAUAAACCUCUGAUAUAAGA